AUGGCUCCAUCUGCAGACGUCGUGCAGCCCUUGCCACCGCCUCCAAGCACCAGCGUUCCUCUCAACGCCCCAGAACCAGAGCACUGUCCAGGACCAGAGUCUGAAAACGCUGGAAAAGGUGAUGCCUGUCAAGGGUGUCCCAACCAGAACAUCUGUGAAAGUCUACCCAAGGGACCUGAUCCAGAUAUCCCGGUGAUAACCGAGCGCCUUCAGAACAUCCAGCACAAGAUCCUAGUUCUUUCGGGAAAAGGCGGUGUAGGCAAGUCAACCUUCUCCCUGAUGCUCGCAUGGGCGCUUGCUGCUGAUGAAGAUCUCGAAGUAGGGGCUAUGGAUCUUGAUAUUUGCGGCCCCUCGUUGCCUAGGAUGCUUGGGGCCGAGGGAGAAACCGUCCACCAGCUGAACUCAGGCUGGUCACCGGUGUAUGUGGCCGACAACUUAGGCCUCAUGCUGAUAUCGUUCAUGCUCCCUGACCCCGACCUGGCGAUUAUCUGGAGAGGAAACAAGAAAAAUGGACUCAUCAAACAGUUCUUGAAAGACGUCAACUGGGGGGAGCAUUUAGACUACCUUAUCGUAGAUACACCUCCAGGCACUAGUGACGAGCACCUUUCGGUGACAACGUACAUGAAGGAUGCUGGAAUCGAUGGGGCGCUUCUUGUGACCACUCCGCAGGAAGUGGCUCUUCUAGACGUGAGGAAAGAGAUCGAUUUUUGUCGAAAAGCCAACAUCAAGAUCCUCGGCCUCGUUGAGAACAUGUCUGGCUUUGUGUGUCCCAACUGCCAAGGAGAGCUGCGUAUAUUCAAGCCUACAACUGGCGGCGGCGAGCAGCUCUGUAAGGAGAUGAACAUUCCCUUCUUGGGCUCGGUUCCUCUAGAUCCUCGCAUUGGGCGUGCUUGUGAUAGUGGCGAGUGCUUCUUUGACGAUUACGCCGAUUCGCCAGCGGCAACAGCGAUCUUAGACGUGGUGGAGCGGCUUCAAGACCAGGUCGAAGUGUCUCUAGAGAGUCUCAAAAUUAGCUGA
Molecule: messenger RNA, 1017 nt
Organism: Candidozyma auris
Lineage: Eukaryota; Fungi; Ascomycota; Pichiomycetes; Serinales; Metschnikowiaceae
Product: Fe-S cluster-binding ATPase
Exons: 1
Coding region: 1-1017 (338 amino acids)
Biological process (GO): iron-sulfur cluster assembly
Cellular component (GO): cytosol
Molecular function (GO): ATP-dependent FeS chaperone activity; ATP binding; 4 iron, 4 sulfur cluster binding
Source: RefSeq, a predicted model, not a curated record